Messenger RNA from Hemibagrus wyckioides, 1644 nucleotides. RefSeq names its product noggin 1 (gene nog1). Bases 489 to 1175 code for a protein of 228 amino acids. NCBI's taxonomy places the organism in Eukaryota, Metazoa, Chordata, Actinopteri, Siluriformes, Bagridae. The transcript has a single exon. The record is from RefSeq and is a predicted model, not a curated record. Gene Ontology annotation, biological process: negative regulation of BMP signaling pathway; osteoblast differentiation; dorsal/ventral pattern formation.
GCUCGAGCUGGGGUUCUUCUCAGUGGCGUCCGAGCGGCGCGAGCGGUUUGUAGCAUACCGAGAGAAGGAGAAAUAAAACACACACCAUGUGUACACUCUGCUCACGAGACACGAUCUCACACGCUGUCGUUACUCACGCGCGCGCACGCAGGAGAUGACUUAAGAGACCGCGAGCAUCCGCGCCGUGCACGCUGGAACACUGACUUUCAUUUAAUUUUAUUUUUUUUACCUCUGGGAAAUAGAAAAACUGAAGAUUGGUCAUCCUCAUCCUCAUCCUCAGGAUUGUGUAUGUGUUUUUUCUGUGUCUUUAAUAAGGAUGUUAUAACGGAGACGCGCGUGGAAACAAAGCUCGGUUGCUAUGGAGAAAAAUUGCGCGUGAAGGAGACAGAACUUUGAAUAAGUUGUCGCGUGCGGUGUUUUGACAUUGCAGAGGACGCGCGCUGUUUUUUGUGUCGUUUGUCUGGUUUUGAGUAAUUUUGAAGGACAUCAUGAUGGUGGCGGUGAUUGAGCGCCGUUUCGUGGCGGCGAUGUACGUGCUGUUCGUGUCGCUCGUGCUGCACACGGAGGAGGGCACGUGCCAGCACUUUUACCUGCUCCGGCCGGUGCCGAGCGACAGCCUGCCUCUCGUGGAGCUCAAAGAGGACCCGGAUCCCGCACUGGACCCGCGCGAGCGCGACCUGAACGAGACCGAGCUGCGGAGCGUGCUGGGCGGCGACUUGGACUCGCGCUUCCUGUCAGUGACGCCGCCGCCGAAGGAGCGCGAGGAAGACGAGCACACGGACAGCUCGUUCCCCGAUGGCCCCAUGCCCGCCCACAUCCGCGCGCUGGACCUCGACACACCGCCGUUCGUCGUGGCGGGCGCGCGCCGCCGCAAAGCAGGCCGCAAGCUCAAACGGCGGUUGCAGAUGUGGCUGUGGGCGCGCUCGGCGUGUCCGGUGUCCUACACGUGGACAGACCUCGGCAGCCGCUUCUGGCCGCGCUACGCACGCGUGGGCAGCUGCCGCAACGAGCGCUCGUGCUCCGUGCCCGAGGGCAUGAUGUGCACGCCCGCGGGGUCCUCGCGCGUCACGCUCUUGCGCUGGAGAUGUGCGCGCCGGAGAGGCAACCUCAAAUGCGCGUGGAUCCCAGUGCAAUACCCCAUCAUCACACAGUGCAAAUGCGCGUGCUCGAACUGAAACCCCAUCUUGCUCAACGUUUUAACUUAUAAAUUACUUUAUAAUAGUUAUAAAAGUUUCUAUUUUGUAUAAUGUUUAUAUAUUUUCUAUUUUUUAAUUGGUUGUUAUGCACUAUGAAGUGUAAGAAUGUAUUUCCUCGUGUUUAUGUAUAUGUUGUGCCAUGUAAAGAUGAUAGACAGUAUUAUGUGUAACCCAGAGUCUACUGUAUUUGUGAAGAAUAAAAUGUUUAUGAGUUACAUUAUUAUUAUUUUUAUUUUUAUUAUUAUUUGUUGUAUUUAUGUCGCUGAGAAUGAAGCGAGGGAGCGCGUGCGCAAACGCUGGACUCACGUGUAAUGAUUUAACUUUAUCUUUCUUUUUUUUUUUAAAUGUCUCACAGCUGAGGUACAUGUCAUCCUGUAAAUUAAGAGCAAUUGCUAUUUAUUCUUUAUAUUCAUAGCCUAUAAAGUACCUGUAAAAUAAAAGUGACAUA